GGAUGACAUAGAGAAGCUGCUGGGGGACAAGGCGUGGUGCAUCAGCUACAAGGACAGCGCCUGCCGCUGCUUCGGCUUCCUGGUGUCUAAGAAGCGCUACGUCUUCACGAUUGAUGACGACUGCUUCGUUGCAAAGAACCCACGAGGGGAGGUGAGAGCCUGA
Molecule: messenger RNA, 163 nt
Organism: Monoraphidium neglectum
Lineage: Eukaryota; Viridiplantae; Chlorophyta; Chlorophyceae; Sphaeropleales; Selenastraceae
Exons: 1
Biological process (GO): UDP-L-arabinose metabolic process; plant-type cell wall biogenesis
Cellular component (GO): Golgi apparatus; cytosol
Molecular function (GO): UDP-arabinopyranose mutase activity
Source: RefSeq, a predicted model, not a curated record